Molecule: messenger RNA, 387 nt
Organism: Cladocopium goreaui
Lineage: Eukaryota; Dinophyceae; Suessiales; Symbiodiniaceae
Source: the annotation of a GenBank genome assembly
AUGUCCAUCGAUUACUGCCGAGAACAAGGGAGCAAUGCAGUGAUGCGGUGGUUGCGUGGAACGCCCAUCGAUGUGAACUACGACUUCCGACGCUGGCGGAAGCACCAGGUGGCCACUCGACAUUUGUUGCUGUGGACGCCGCGGAAUGCGAUGAGAUGGGACCUGCUCCGUCGACUUCUCUUUCCAGACCUGGCCUGGCUGGGACUCAACAGCGGCUUGCUCUGCGUCUACAACGCUCGGGAGCUCGGGGGGGGUUAUUAUAGGGUCGUUUCUGUUGGGAAGCUCAGGCGGUUAGUUAACGUUUGGGUUUAUAGGGGAUAUCCUGUACAGUUACUAUGUAGGUGUGAAUGGGAAAUCAUCAAAGACAAUUUUUCCAGCCAUGUUUGA